This is a messenger RNA of Lutra lutra (Eurasian river otter), 8376 nucleotides long. RefSeq names its product CYLD lysine 63 deubiquitinase (gene CYLD). Gene Ontology annotation, molecular function: cysteine-type deubiquitinase activity; K63-linked deubiquitinase activity. Gene Ontology annotation, cellular component: cytosol. Gene Ontology annotation, biological process: protein K63-linked deubiquitination; necroptotic process; regulation of mitotic cell cycle. Bases 377 to 3247 code for a protein of 956 amino acids. The transcript is spliced from 19 exons. Lineage: Eukaryota; Metazoa; Chordata; Mammalia; Carnivora; Mustelidae. The record is from RefSeq and is a predicted model, not a curated record.
AGGUGGGGGCGGGCCCAGGUAGCAGGUUCGGCUGCGCCCGGGCCGCGCGUCGGAGGUAAAUAUUAAGGCGGUGGGUGUGGGGCGCCGGAGCCGGACUGGGACGAGGGCUAGCGAGACUGGGGAAGGGGCGACGCCCCGCUGCCGGAGUUUCCCCCUUCCCAGGGUGAGGAUGGUUCUCUACAACAACCUGGAGUUGUUUAGUUGAAAGGUGUGCUCUGUCGAAACAAGGCAUUUUGCUUUGCUGUCUUUUUACAGCAUGGACACCAAAUUGCUAAAAACGUGCUUUGGGACUGCCAGUGAAUUUAUCUUUUGCGGUUUUACUACAAACUUAGUAGUUCCAUUUUUUUUGAGUUAAUAUUUUGGAGUUAAUGUCACAAUGAGUUCAGGCUUAUGGAGCCAAGAAAAAGUAACUUCACCCUACUGGGAAGAGCGGAAUUUUUAUUUGCUUCUUCAAGAAUGCAGUGUCACAGACAAACAAACACAAAAGCUCCUUAAGGUACCAAAGGGGAGUAUAGGACAGUAUAUCCAGGAUCGUUCUGUGGGGCACUCGAGGAUUCCUUCUGCAAAAGGCAAGAAAAAUCAGAUUGGAUUAAAAAUUUUAGAGCAACCACACGCAGUUCUCUUUGUUGAUGAAAAGGAUGUCGUAGAAAUAAAUGAAAAGUUCACAGAGUUGCUUUUGGCAAUUACCAAUUGUGAAGAGAGGUUCAGCCUGUUUAAGAACAGAAGCAGACUAAGUAAAGGCCUCCAGAUAGAUGUGGGCUGCCCUGUGAAAGUACAGCUGAGAUCUGGGGAAGAAAAAUUUCCUGGAGUUGUGCGCUUCAGAGGACCCUUAUUAGCAGAGAGGACAGUGUCGGGAAUAUUCUUUGGAGUAGAAUUACUGGAAGAAGGUCGUGGCCAAGGUUUCACUGAUGGGAUAUAUCAAGGGAAACAGCUUUUUCAGUGUGAUGAAGACUGUGGCGUAUUUGUUGCGUUGGACAAGCUAGAAAUCCUAGAAGAUGAUGACAAUGGAUUGGAAAGUGAUUUUGCAGGUCCAGGGGACACAAUGCAGAUGGAACUUCCCCCUCUGGAAAUAAACUCCAGAGUUUCUUUGAAGCUUGGAGAAACUAUAGAGUCUGGCACAGUUAUAUUCUGUGAUGUCUUGCCAGGAAAAGAAAGCUUAGGAUAUUUUGUUGGUGUGGACAUGGAUAAUCCUAUUGGCAAUUGGGAUGGCAGAUUUGAUGGAGUACAGCUUUGUAGUUUUGCAAGUGUUGAAAGUACAAUUCUCUUGCACAUCAAUGAUAUUAUCCCAGCUUUAUCAGAUAGCGUGACACAGGAAAGGAGGCCUCCCAAACUUGCCUUUAUGUCAAGAGGUGUUGGGGACAAAGUUUCAUCCAGUCAUAAUAAACCAAAGGCCACAGGAUCUACCUCAGACCCUGGAAAUAGAAACAGAUCUGAAUUCUUUUAUACUUUAAAUGGAUCUUCUGUUGACUCACAACCACAAUCCAAAUCAAAAAACACAUGGUACAUUGAUGAAGUUGCUGAGGACCCUGCAAAAUCGCUUACAGAGAUAUCUCCAGACUUUGGACACGCUUCACCACCACUGCAGCCUCCUUCUAUGAACUCAUUAUCCACCGAGAACAGAUUUCACUCUUUACCAUUCAGUCUGACAAAGAUGCCCAAUACCAAUGGAAGUAUUGGCCAUAGUCCACUCUCACUGUCAGUUCAGUCCGUGAUGGGAGAGCUAAACAAUGCACCUGUCCAGGAGAGUCCACCCUUGGCCAUGACUUCUGGGAACUCUCAUGGUCUGGAAGUGGGCUCUCUGGCUGAAGUUAAAGAGAAUCCUCCUUUCUAUGGGGUAAUCCGUUGGAUUGGUCAGCCGCCAGGACUCAACGAAGUGCUAGCUGGACUGGAACUGGAAGAUGAAUGUGCGGGCUGUACGGAUGGAACCUUCAGGGGCACUCGGUACUUCACCUGUGCCCUGAAGAAGGCGCUGUUUGUUAAAUUAAAGAGCUGCAGGCCCGACUCUAGGUUCGCGUCUCUGCAGCCAGUCUCCAAUCAGAUCGAGCGCUGUAACUCUCUAGCAUUUGGAGGCUACUUGAGUGAAGUAGUGGAAGAAAAUACCCCACCCAAAAUGGAAAAAGAAGGUUUAGAGAUAAUGAUUGGAAAGAAGAAGGGUAUCCAGGGUCAUUACAAUUCUUGUUACUUAGACUCAACCUUAUUCUGCUUGUUUGCUUUUAGUUCUGUUCUGGACACUGUGUUACUUAGACCUAAAGAAAAGAAUGAUGUAGAAUAUUAUAGUGAAACUCAGGAGCUACUGAGGACAGAAAUUGUUAAUCCUCUGAGAAUAUACGGAUAUGUGUGUGCAACAAAGAUUAUGAAACUGAGGAAAAUACUUGAAAAAGUUGAGGCUGCAUCAGGAUUUACCUCCGAAGAAAAAGAUCCUGAAGAAUUCUUGAAUAUCCUGUUUCAUCAUAUUUUAAGGGUAGAGCCAUUGUUAAAAAUAAGAUCAGCAGGUCAAAAAGUACAAGAUUGUUACUUCUAUCAAAUUUUUAUGGAAAAAAAUGAGAAAGUUGGAGUUCCUACAAUUCAGCAAUUAUUAGAAUGGUCUUUUAUCAACAGUAACCUGAAAUUUGCAGAGGCACCAUCAUGUCUGAUUAUUCAGAUGCCUCGAUUUGGAAAAGAUUUUAAACUGUUUAAAAAAAUUUUUCCUUCUCUGGAGUUAAAUAUAACAGAUUUACUUGAGGACACCCCCAGGCAGUGCCGGAUAUGUGGGGGGCUCGCCAUGUAUGAGUGUAGAGAGUGUUACGACGACCCUGACAUCUCCGCCGGAAACAUCAAGCAGUUCUGUAAAACCUGCAACACUCAAGUCCACCUUCACCCCAAGAGACUAAACCACAAAUAUAACCCGGUGUCACUUCCCAAAGAUUUACCUGACUGGGACUGGAGGCAGGGCUGCAUCCCCUGCCAGAAGAUGGAAUUGUUUGCUGUUCUCUGCAUAGAGACGAGCCACUAUGUCGCCUUUGUGAAGUACGGGAAGGACGACUCGGCCUGGCUCUUCUUUGACAGCAUGGCUGAUCGGGAUGGUGGCCAGAACGGCUUCAACAUUCCUCAAGUCACCCCGUGCCCAGAAGUGGGGGAGUACCUGAAAAUGUCUCCCGAGGACCUGCACUCUCUGGACUCCAGAAGGAUCCAAGGCUGUGCACGAAGACUUCUCUGUGACGCGUACAUGUGCAUGUACCAGAGCCCGACCAUGAGUCUGUACAAGUAAUGGGGCAUCUGGGCAGGGGCGGCGGCCGGAGGCACCGUGGUCCGCUCUCAUUUGCCCCGAGCUGCCGGUUUUGUUCCGCGUCCAUUGCCGGCAAUGGAUGUCUUUGUGGUGGUGACCCUGCCGAAAAGGAGUCCUGUGUUUAAAAAAACCCAUUGCUUUUGUGUUACCGAAGUAUUUAAUAAGAAGCAUUUUGCACUCUAGAAAGUAUGUUUGUGUUGGUUUUUUAAGAAGUCUAAAUGAAGUUAUUAACACCUGAAGCUUUAAGUUAAGUGCAUCGAUCCUACGAUAUUUUUGGAAGCAUAAAAUUUUAAUUGUGACAGUUUAAAACCUCUUUUAGUCCAUUGAGGAUGUAAAUAAAUGUGUCUUCUUUAUGGACCAAGGAUAUGAAAUCAUUUUUCCUUUUAGCUAUUGGUUGCCUUGAGGAAGAAAUAUGUUGGCUUUAUUCAGAGUCUGCUUUCAAACCAGUUAUGAUAAUUGUGCCGAGUUUGAUUUGUUAAUUCUCUCUUAUAUAAUGCUGCGUCCCGCAUGCACGCACCCUGCUGAGCUCCUGUGUCUCUGCCGUAGUGGCCAGAAGAGUACUUCCAUCCCUUUAAUGGUGGUGUUUUCUAUUUGUUCUGGUUUUGAGGCAUCUCAGUGAUUUUUGUCAUAAAACGUCUAUUUUUGAUGUAAUUUUCCUGGGGGAUUUGAAUAUAUAGCAGUUGAAGCUCUUCAUUCACACCAGUAACUGUCAGCUGAGAAGUUUGGUUGUUGUUGUCGAUGUUGUUUGGUUGUUGUUGUUAAGGCUCUCUAAGUAUUUUAUGGAACAGGGCACGGUGAAUUUUAUGAAAGGGUCGGGGUGAUAAAUAGAUUUCUACACAAAUAUAUUGCUCAUCAGAAAAUAAAAUUGAAUCUGGAAAACUCAUGAAAAUCUCCCUGAAGAGAUGUAUUGGCUUUCUAAACCUCUCCUGUUUUGAGGAGGACUGUCCGGAGCGUAAGCGAGGUCGGCCGGUCCGCUCACUGAAUCCGGCUUGAUUUUGCGGGAGGUCAUGGUAGUUACGGGUCCGAUACGUUACGGAAAUGUUUGCGGCAGCUUCGUCGUCCUCCUGGUGAAAUACUUAGAACAUGGAUGUGUUCUUAGCUCAUGUCCACAGCACGUGUCUAGAGCACAAGUGGAUGUUGUAGACUAGAACUGCAGAUUGUAAACGUCCGUGCCAUGGAACGUGCUGUGGUCUGUGUUUUCUCUGAGUGUCCUUUUGUGGUAUUGUUGUCCUUCUGGAAAGACUUCUUAACCACGCAGAAAGACAGAAGAGUUGUCAUGUGUAUCUAGCAUAUGACUUCCUAAAACAUUUAGUGUCAAAUGAAAGUAGAAAGAGUCUUUACAAACCCCGCAGUUAGUUUCUUUUAAGUCAUGUUUACCUUUGGUCCUGUCAUUCCAUUUUGCUAAUAUUUAUUAGCUUUAUAAAUUGUAGUAAGGUACAAAAACCCUUUCUUUCAUCUUGUAAUUUUUUCAUUUUUGAAAUGAAAAAGCACAUAAAUUUUGCAUGAGGUUUUGCUGAAUGCUUGAGUGGGGCUGGGAGGUGGGUACUGGGUCAGGGGUUGGGGGUGCGGAACCCAGGCCAAUGUGGCUGGCGCCACUCCUGUCCUCCUUGGGAAACAAGGGAGGGGCCUGGGGAGCACGAUAUCUGAGGUCUCCCCCGGCUCUGACCUUCUGCAAGACCGAUCACCCCUCAGUAAGGCGGUGUUGAGUGAAUAAAUGGAUGAAUGAGCUUAUCAAUGUGAUUUUAAAAAAAUUAUCUGGAGGAAUGACCAGGAAUCUCUGUCUAGGUAAGAAUGGAUUUAACACUUAAAAAAGAGAAAGUUCCUUUUCUUUGAAACAAAACACACGUUCAAGAAGGUCUGUCCUGCCCAGCCUCUUGUGGCAGAAGGCUUGAAGAAGACUCAUCUGUUUGCAUGCACGGGGUUUCCCCCAGGAUGUGGAGGCUCUUUCCUGGGGGAGGGGCCGCAUCCUUUAAUGAUUUCUAAGAUCUCCUUCAAGUGGAACCUUAUGUCCUUUCACUGUUACCUGGGGGAGGGAGCACUCAGUAAGGGGAAGCUGGGGCCAGGUGUGGUGUUCUCUGUGGAGGGGUGAGGCUCUUCCCCUGGCCCUGGAUGGUCCUUCUGGGUGGUCCCCUCCUCGUCCCUGUCUCAGUAGAGCCCAUGUGGCAAGUGGGCACUCUCCAUACAGGCACCUGUAUGUUACCUGUAUGGUGGCACCUGUAUGGCACCGGUGGCUCAUGUACCUGGUGAUUUAUUUAAUUUUUAGCCUUAAAUUUCCUUUAAUAUUUUCCUGUUGGCUUCUAAAAUGUUUUGGUUAUCCCUUUUUCCAAAUCCUAUCUAAAAUCUAGAUGGCAAUAGAGUAGAAUUAUUUAUAACAUGGUUUAUGCUUCAUAGCUACAAAUAGAAAAUGUAACAAGUCCUUUUCGCCCACCUCCCAACUAAAUUCACACUUGUGUGUGUGUGUGUGUGUGUGUGUGGUGUGUGUGUGUGUGCGUGCGCGCGUGCGCGCAUGUGUUGCAGGCUUAAGGGGGAAGAGAGAGAGAUGGAGGGGGGGGGAGGGAGAGGAACCCUGUCGUGAGGUAGAGGCUAAGUGUGUUUGUCCCUCACAAGCAGCUUUAUAAAGGAGUUACAGUUUGACUCCAUCCCUGAAAGAAUGUUUUGUAAGACUGAGAAAACACAUGGAAAGCCAAGAGAAACAGUAACAGAAGUCAGUGACAUAUAGUUGUUAGAAUUGCUAAGGAUGACCUCCUUAGAAUAGUUUAGGAUUUUUGUAAUUCAUAUUUGCCAAAGCAUCGUAGGUGAAUGGCUUCUUUCUGUCCCUUGGAUUCAUUUAUUUUUUCACCUAACCCAUAAUUCAGUAACAAGAGAAAGGCAUGGUAAUUAAUCUUAUGCAACUUGUAUCGUCAUGCCGAGUCCUGUUGUUUGAACUUGGCGUCUUCUUAAGUUCAGGCUUUACUCCCCCCAGCCAACUAGAUUAAGCUGCACCUGCUCGGCCAGUCGGAGACAGAGAGGUGAGCCGAGAAUACAGCAUUAGGCCUUAGCUAAGCAGCUGCCCGCCAGUGAGUACUUAGUGGACGUUUAUUACUGAGAACUGUGCCAGAAGGGAUAGGAGACAACAUCCUUGCCUUCGAACAGCUUAGCGCCUACUUCUGACCACAAGGUUCCUACUCCUGGUCAGUGUAAGGACACUAGGUCUGGGACUCAGUAACAGAUCUGGGUCCACCCCUUUCUCUGGCUCUUGCUCUGUUAGCUUUAGAUGACUGCUUCCCUGCUUUGGACCUUCAUGUCCUCUGUAUAACAACGGGGUUGGACUAUCACAUUUUAUGGAAAAAAAUACAAACUUCUGGGUCCCAGGCCACACCCGCUGGAUCAGACUCUUCAGGAGUGGCGUCUAGGGGGGCUGUGAGUAAAAGGCUCCACCAGGUGAGCCCGAUGACCAGCCAGAUUUGAAAACUACUGAGCUAAAAGAUCUCAAAAAUAGCUUUUAUGUGGCUGUGUGGUUGUGUAAUGUUAUGGCAUUUAUUAUUUUACAUAAAUGUGGGUAAUUAGAUUUUUAUCACAUUGUUUAUCUGUGUUUACGUAUGAAUUUAUAUAAGAAAUACAUUUGAGUAUAUAUAUACCUCAACCUACUGUUUCCUAGAGGUGUUAGCAGUCUUUGGAACACACACACAUCUUAAGGGGAUAUUUGAUAUUAUUUACCUGGACGUUUGUCUUCCAUUUUAUUUCUUUAGGGGAAACUGAGGCUCUCUGUGGGUACCAAAGAAAUGGAAAAACAAAACUCUUGUGCAAAAUUAAAACAUUAUUUCGUAUUAUCUGUGACUUGAUGAAAAUUUGAACGUCAAAUGAGAAGAUUUUUUGUCUGGGGUAAAAGUCCUCUUAUCAUGAAGCAAAAUGUCCGUGUUAAAGUAGGUGGAGUAUAAUGUUUCAAAUUAAAAAUAAGAUCUCCUUCCCUGGGAGUUAGUGAUGUUAACAGCACACCCACAGUUCCCCGUCAAUGAAAAUAAUACUUGAGUCCCCCAAGGCAUGCUGGGGGCGUGGAGGAGGAGAGUGUAUUCAAAUGGAAACCAGUGUGCCCACGGGAGGGUGGAGGCUGGAGGACGACGGAAGGUAACCCCCUCCAAGCCCAUGUGGUGCAUGGGGCCCCACGAGAAGGCAAGGCCUGGUCUCUGUGUGCCUCCUGCGGUCUUUGUCACUUGUCAGAGACUAGGCUUGUCUAGGGAGAGGCUCCCUGUAGGGGAUUUCCCUUGCACUUGUCUGUGCUCCUUCCAAAAGUCUCACUGGAGAGAAAAGAGAAGCUUCAUCUUACUGUACAUCCUGAGGCAGCAGCAGGGUCUCUCUUGAGUCAGGGAGCAGUGCUGCACAGCCGGCCAGCAAACGUGGUGGAAGGCAGGGGAAGGAAAUGCGGGGGGAGGGGGGAGCCAUUCCUUCUCCCUGAUGCUGGUCAACGCCGGCAUUUGUGGGCGGUCACUCCGGAGCCCAGCUUGAUUUCCUGACCCUCAGGUUGGACCAUGUUCAUUUGCUCACAUGUCAGAGUCUCUCAUUUGCUCACAGACGCUGGGGGGAGGGUUGGGGUGGGCAGAGGCCAGUGACGGGGGUGGGUGCUCCUCCCAGGGACCACACGCCUCCCCUCUCUCUUGCAGUCCUAAACACUGUCUGCUCCUGUUUUGUGCUUUUUUCUGGAGAGAUUAUGUUGGAGACUCCACCGUCCUUGGUUUUGUUUUACGAAAUUGCCUAUAGUACUGUCGAAUUUUAACUCCAGAGUGUCCAAUGUCCUGUCACAAACAUUCACUUUUUUUUUUUUCCAAUCCCAUUUGAAACUUCCCAGGGAAGUUGUGGUUAUUCAUAAAUUGGUGUAAAGGAGCACAUUUUGUACUGCAUUUCGCAUAUCUGUUGUCUUGUUCAGCAUUUUUUUUUUUUUUUUGGUCUAAAGAACAUGCUGUAUUUAUGAAGAUAUUCUUUAAAAAAUAACACCCCAUAAAAUAACCCUUUACUAUCAGAUUGCUCUGAUUUAGCCUUAAUUUUGUUAAAUUUUUUAGAGAUGAAUGAAGUGCUGCUGUGGAAAGAAAUGUACUAUAUAUUAUUUCUGUAUCAUUAAAAUUAAAUUUUUAUGGUUC